UACUAAGCGCGCGUUAUGGCACAGCAGCAGCAACAACAACUACAACAGCAACACCACACUAACAACAGCAGCAGCAACAACAACAACAGCAUUCUCCUCCUUCAGCAACAGCAGCCCCAACAACAACAACAACAACUAGAUCAACUACAGCAAUACAAUAACAAUUUGUAUAGCCAAAAUUAUAACAUGGAGGAGUACGAGCGGCGAAAAAGACGUGAGCGUGAGAAAAUCGAACGACAGCAGGGCAUACAGAUCGACGAUCGGGAGACUAGUCUAUUCGCGGAGCCACGACGGCUGACCGAGGGAGAUGCGGAGAUUACCGCCGCCCUGGGCGAGUUCGUCGAGGCGCGGGUGUACAUCAAUAACCAGACGGUGGGGAUCAGUCGAAGUGCGCCCGGCGCCGGCAAUCCGCGCCUGCAGGCGCCACUGCCGCCGCCAGGUGCCUUCAACCUGGGCCAUUCACCCUCCUCCGCAUCCGCAUCCGCCUCCGCCUCCUCAGCAGCAGGGUCCAAUUCCGCAUCCGCAGGCUCAUCGCUGCCCGGCCAGCAGCAACAGCAACAUCAGCACUACCAGCAACAACAGCGACCGCCGACAUAUCUAAAGCAGGCGGACAACAAACCGCCGUACAAUGGUCGCGGUGGCUAUCCGGGGCAGCCCAUGAAGAACGACAUACCGUCGAGUAGUGGCAUGGCCCCGCCACGCGGCCCGCCCAGAUCCAGUUCGAGCAACAGUUCCAGCAACUCGUCCAGCGCCACAAACAACAAUGCCAGCGGCGGCGGCGGCGGAGUCCCGGCCAGCAGCACGCCGUUGGGGCCACCCCUAUCCACCCAGAUGCCCAAUGGGCGGGAAAAGUCCUUUCUGGGGCCACUACCUCCAGCGCUGCACAAUGGGACCGGCGGUCGGUUUGUACCGCCAGCGGCCAGUAAGCGACCUGCAGCGGGUCCACAACAACCCCCACCACCGGAGAUUCUCAACAAGAUAUUCAGCGAUAUAGCCAAUAACUUCGGGGUGAAAGGUCUUAAUCCCAUAGCGGCCACGCCGCAUGCGCCAACACGCGAAAACUACAACCUGACGGCGCCCAAUAAACAAAAAUAUGCCAUCGAUAUGAUCGGCUCACCACCAUCAUCGGAUCCCUCGUCACUUUUCCCGCCCAUUGCGCCUAUUGCCUCGCCCAUCGCCCCGCUGUUAACGACACCGCCACAGGCCAGCCAACUGCCCCUGGGCGGAGCAACAGGUGGGACGACGUCGGUGAUUGAGCCUCUGGCGCCGCUGCACCAACUGCCACCCACUCCGCCCAAGGCAGCCUCCGUGGUCACGUCGCCGGCACUGGCCAAGCCGCUCAAAACGGAAAAGAAUCACUCGCUGGAGAAGCAAGACUCCUGCCUCGAGAACGACCUGGAAUUGUCCGAAUCGGAAGAUGAGCAGAGAAAGAAGGAAGGACGAUCGGCGGGCAACAGCAGCAACAGCUCCGAGUCCGAUUCCAGUGAGUCGGGCAGCGAGUCAAGCAGCAAGAACGAUCUGCAGCACCAUCCCAAUCACCAACAGCAGCAGCAGCAUCUUCAACUGCAGCAGCAGCAGCAAUUAUCCCUCCAGCAGCCGCAAGUCCUCCAGCAGCAGCAACAGCAUCGGCCCCAACCACUGACGUCCAAUGGGGCACAGAAUAAGAAGUAUCGUCAUGAGAUCAUUGCCCGUGGCAGCAAUACAAUAACCGGGCUGCUCAGCUCUAGUGGAUUCGGAAGUGGCGGCAGCGGCAGUGGAGGAUCAUCCGUUGUCAACUCCAAUGCAGUUGUAGGCCCAGGAAGUGGUUCGGGUGGCCCUUUGAGCAGCGGUGGCAGCUCCUCGAACAAGACACCCUCGCCAACGGAGAGCAACAAAUGGAAUCUGAGUCGGUUUUUCCACAAGCCUGCCAAUCAAACGAAUUCCGAAAGCGUCUCGCCCGGCAAUGUAAGCAUGAAGGUGCCGGGUAUCCUGCCAGGUGGAGCACAAAUCAUACCCGAAUCCAUUGAUGUGACCACGGCGAUUGUUAAGAACGAGAAGAUCCAUGACGAUCACAUGGCCAUGGAGGAGGGCGAAGAGGAGGAUGAGGACGAGGAGCAGCAAUUGCGCUAUGGAGGUGGCCUUAGUGUCACACCGGUGGCGGUGAAAAAGGAGGCCAUCGAUGCUGUUUCGGAGAUGGCACUAGGAGCGAUACCAAAAAUCAAACGAGAGUCAGCGGAGGCAGUAAUCUCUGCCCGCCUCUCGGAUUCCGGGACCAGCGCCAGUGGCAGCUCCUCGAGCGGAAGCACCAGCUCGGACAGUGCGGCUGGUGGCGAGGUGGUGCCUAUGCCGGGUCCUGGAGUAACUCUUCAGCUACCCGGUGUUCCGGCCGCCAUCACAACGGUUACGCGAGUGCCACCGACGCAGUCACAGAAGGCACCGCCGAGCAAUAGCGUCACCCUCACGCCCAUCCUGCCGCUACCCACGUCGCCCAAGCAGCGGCAAAAGAAACCGCGGAAAAAAAAGGCGGUUACAAGUGCCCCCAUUCUGGACUCCAGCGAUGACGAUGAGCCACCGCCCAAGCAUCCGGGUCUGGAUCAUUCAGCGGUUUCAGUUCAAACCCAACCUGCGGCUGAUACGGUGAAAAAGGGACGUGGACGACCCCGAAAGCAGCAGCAGAGCGGUGGCAGUGGGAACCUGAGUAGUGCAUCCGCCGGUAGCAGCUCCCAGACGAAAGGUCCCACGCUGACGGCUGCCAAGAAGCCUCUGGCCAAGACACCGCUGGCCAUGAGCAGGGCGAGGAAACGUGAACAUUCCAGCCAGAGCAGCUCGAACGGCAACACGCCCACCAAGAAGGUGGCCACGCCUGUGCUGGUUGCCGCCGCCGCCCUGAAGCCCACAAGUGUUCAUGCUGGCAGCAGUAGCUCCGACGAGGACAGCUCUUCGAGCGGAGGAUCCAGUUCCAAAUCGAGCAGCUCUACGAGCAGCAGCGACGACACGGAAACCCAGAAUACUAACUGUCGGAUAGUCAAGCUGAACAAGACUGGCGCUGUGCAGAAAAAGGCGCUGCUGGGCAGCGGGAGCAGUUCGCCGAGCAGCAGUGGCAGCGAGCCGGAAGAUCAGGCCAGAAACCAGACGGGAAGUGGUCAGUCGGUGACACAGCAGUUGCCUCCCUACAAGCCGCUUCCGAUGAGUCAGCAUAGCCAGCAGCUGAGCAGUUCCGAGUGCUCCUCUUCGAGUGGCGGCUGUGGAGGCGGCGGUGGAGGCAGCAGCAGUAGCGGCGAGGAGGAUGAGGCACGGCGGGAAAAGGAGCGCGAACGGAAGUCCAAGAGCGAUAAGAAUAAGAUUAACACGCUGACGAGGAUCUUCAAUCCGAAGGAGGGCGGCGCCAAGAAGCAGGGCCAGGUUGUGAUCGUUGACCUGCAGGAGGAGCAGCAGCAGGGCAAGUUGGAUGCGGCGGCACAGCCACCACAGGUACCAACGGCUGCCGCUGCCACCAUCAUGGCCAAGCCCCGGAUGACGCCCACCCAGCAACAGCAGCUGGGCGCCGGUCUGGCCUCCCCAGCGCGGACAACGACGCCGCAUCUCACCUCCCUCAUAUGCAAGAUCGACCUUAGCAAGCUCUCGCGAGAGCGCAUCAUGCGACUCAAGAAACUCACGCCCGCCCAGCAGAAUGGCCAUCUGACGCCCAAGGAUCAGGCGACGAAUGCGGUCUAUGUGCCCAAUGGCUAUGCUGGUGGUGACAUGAAUUCCGCCGCCAAGGUCAAGCACGAGCAUCCGGUGAAACCGGAGCCCGAGCUGGACGCCGGCUACGAGUCGAAAUUCAAGCCAGGCAACGUGAAGCAAGAGUUCCAGCUGAAGCAGGAGCGCGACCGGGACAGGGAGCGAGAACGGGAGCGGGAACGAGAACGUGAGCGAGAACGGGAGCGUGAGCAACCUCCUCCUGGUCGCCGGCGGAAGCGCAGCUCUAGCUCCAGUUCCAGCCCGUACAAGGAGAAGAAACGGAAAAAGGAAAAGGGUGAUCAGCUACAGAUGGGCAAGGAACUGCUGCCGGUGCCCGUGCUUCUGCCCUCCAACAACCACGAGCGAAUGCCCAAUCACGAUCGUUUAUCCUACGACAAGCUGCAGUUGCUGCACGAAGAUGCCGCUGCAGCGGCUGCUGCUGGUGGCGAUGUGUCCGCUCCGAAUGGCAGUCCGACCAAAAAGCUGCUGGCCAUGUCACCACUACCACCUCCGCCAACGGUGACCGUGGCGCCGGCCACCUGCAACGAGGCUGUGCAGACGACACCGCCCUCGGCCACGACAGCCUCUGCCACAGCGGUCUCGGCUGCAAGAGCUCCUCUGCCAGAGCCUCCCCCGCGUCUUAUCUACCGCUCCUACUUCGAUCGCGAUGUGGAGCACACCAGCGACGAUCCCAGAAAAAACAAUCAAUUCCUGCAGGAGGCCAUCAAUCGAAAGCAUGCCGCCGACUCGGAGCGCGACUCCUUCAACCAGGUUACCUUGUAUCUGGAGGCAGUUGUCUACUUCCUGCUGACCGCCGACGCUAUGGAGCGUUGCAGCUCCGAGCAGGCCACCAAUACCAUGUACAAGGACACCCUGUCGCUCAUUAAAUUUAUCUCCACUAAGUUUCGUCCUUAUCAACAGUCAACGAACGGGCAGCACGAAACGCACAACAAAGUGGCCAUUCUCAGUUUGCGCUGCCAGUCGUUGAUAUCGCUGAAGCUUUAUAAGCUACGGAGGGCCAAUUGUCGCGCCAUCAUUGCCAAUAUCUCGGAAUUCUUUCGCGUUGGCAGGGGUGACAUUGUCAACGGCAACACCCCUUCCUCCAUAUCACCAUCGAACUCGGUAGGCUCUCAGGGCUCCGGUUCGAAUACGCCGCCAGGCAAAAUAGUGCCUCAAGAUAUACACAAUCAGCUGUGCAAGCAGAAUGAGUAUCUGAGUUAUGUGAAUGGUGCUCACGAUUUGUGGGAUCAAGCCGAUCGUUUGGUGCGCACAGGCAAUCAUAUAGAUUUCUUCCGCAAACUGGAUCACGAGAACGGCCCGCUAACGCUGCAUAGCACCAUGCACGAGGUGUUCCGGUAUGUUCAGGCGGGCCUCAAGACGCUCAGGGAUGCCGUGUCGCAUCCAACGCAUCAGUCGCAGUAGCGACAGCGGCAACAUCAACCGCAAAUGCAGCGGAAACGGAAACGAAGACGGAGUCGGCGACGGAAACGGAAACACCACCAAACGUGUCUAAAUGAAAGUCAGGCCAAAUUAGCAACUAUUAUCUACUACAAGCUACUAAUUUAGUUAGUCAACAAAAGAAAAGGAGUAACGAAAGAGAAGAAAUCGAAACCAACAACCUUCCAACAGAACGAAGAUAACCACAACAACAACAACAGAAACAAAAAAACAACAAGAAAUGAUUUGUUAUUAAUGUAUAAUUUUUAUAUGUAUGUAUUUUGUAUAUGCACACCAUUUACUUAUUUCCUUAUGCUCAAUUUUCAAUUGUUUUAAGCAUGUUAAGCUUUAUAUUUAUGCCUAGUUUUAAUUGAUAUUACCACAAACAAAAAACAACAACAAACACACAUUAAAAGUUAUAUUAGCUAUACGUCUAGUCUGUAAGCUCAAAA
This is a messenger RNA of Drosophila suzukii, 5588 nucleotides long. NCBI's taxonomy places the organism in Eukaryota, Metazoa, Arthropoda, Insecta, Diptera, Drosophilidae. The record is from RefSeq and is a predicted model, not a curated record.